Molecule: messenger RNA, 1068 nt
Organism: Adineta steineri
Lineage: Eukaryota; Metazoa; Rotifera; Eurotatoria; Adinetida; Adinetidae
Source: the annotation of a GenBank genome assembly
AUGCCAUUUCAAAAGAAAAUUUCUACAGUUAAUCGUCAAAAACAAGAAACUUCGAAAAGAAACACAUUAGACUUAAUAAAUUGUACUAUAUCUAAUAAUGAUUCUUAUUCUUAUUCUUAUCCUGAAUCACAACAUCUACAAACGAAUUUUAUUGUAUUUAGUAAUGAUACUUAUCCUUAUCCUGGAUUACGACAUCUACGAACGAAUUUCAAAUGUCAAAUUGUUAUAGCUCAACGUUUAAAUAAAACAAUGGUAUUUCCCAAAACUGUUGGUAUUCCGAAAUAUCAUUCACAAUCCUUUUUAUAUCCAAAUCAAAAAAAGUUUAUAGAAAUACCAACUGAAAGCAUCAUAAAUAUCAAACUAUUAUCAUCAUAUUUUGAUAUUGUUUCAUAUGAUGACGUCAUUAUUAAUCACAAUAAUUCAGGUAUAUGUUCGUUUGAUAGUCUUCCUCUUGUUCAAAAAUAUCGAUAUUGCUGCUGGCAAGAAUUAUGCUCAUAUAAUCCACCACAAUUUUCAACAAAAUAUUCUAUGAAACACAUAGAAGAUAAUUUUCAUCGUCAUCAACAGCCAAUUUAUCUACAUAAACUAGCACAUAAAUUGAUUUCAAAAAUCAAACCAGACUUUUACAUAGCAAUUCAUAUCAGGCGAGGCGAUCAACUGAAAAAACCUCGAUUCCAGAAUAAGCUUGAUAGUUGUACACGACCAUCUUGGAUAAGAGAAAAGUUAAAUUCCUACGGUAUCUUAAAUGGUUCAAUUUAUCUAGCAACAAAUGAAUAUAAACCUAAUUUCUUUCAUUCCUUAUCGCAAUGGUAUACAAUAUAUACAAUACAGAAUUUCUCAAUGUAUAUAAAUGAAACUACCAAACAAAAUCCAUAUGCCUUAGUUAUCAUUGAUGAAAUUAUUUAUUCAAACGCAAAAGUGAGAUUUUCAACAUUUAUUGAACCGUAUACAAAUCUAUCUUUUUGUCCAUUUGGUCGAGCUGGUCUUCCAAAACAAAAUGGUACUUCAAAUCUAGUCAAACAUGUCUUAAGCAAAAUCUUGGCCAAGAUCUUGGGUACAGAUAAGUGA